Messenger RNA from Anopheles stephensi (Asian malaria mosquito), 768 nucleotides. It is a transcript of the gene Archease, whose product is annotated as protein archease-like. The transcript is spliced from 4 exons. NCBI's taxonomy places the organism in Eukaryota, Metazoa, Arthropoda, Insecta, Diptera, Culicidae. Gene Ontology annotation, biological process: tRNA splicing, via endonucleolytic cleavage and ligation. Bases 244 to 717 code for a protein of 157 amino acids. The record is from RefSeq and is a predicted model, not a curated record. Gene Ontology annotation, cellular component: tRNA-splicing ligase complex.
GUGUAGAAAAUGUGGAACCGGUGAAGGUGAUAAGGGACAUAUGGCCUUAGUUGCCGGUCUCUUUUUUCGUGGUUCAGUCUUACGGAUUACCUUGUGAAGGCCCAGGAAGCUGGAUUCAUCAGGUUGACCAGAGUAUAACCACACAGACGAAGAAGAAGAAGAAGGUGAUAAGAAUCGGAAACACCCUUCCUUUCUGAAGAAUAAAGGAUUAAAGUUAGCCGCAGAACGCUCCCGCGCCUUAACAUGGAAGUUCCUCUGGAGACCACGGAACAUGCAUUACCAGAGGUGAAAUAUGAAUAUCUUGACCACACGGCUGACGUGCAGUUGCAUGCCUGGGGAGAAACGUUGCAGGAAGCGUUCGAACAGUGCGGGAUGGCAAUGUUUGGCUACAUGACGGAGCUGCCGACGGUGGACAUUAAGAAAUGCUAUCAAAUCACUACCGAGCCGACGGACGAUUUGGACAACAUGUUGUUCCGGUUUCUCGAUGAACUAUUGUUUCUCUUUUCGGCGGAACCGUUCCUCAUCUGCAAGAAGCUCGUCAUAACAAAGUUCGACCUGGAACAGUUUACCAUCGAGUGUAAUUGCUACGGGGAAGAGUUUGACCUGCAGAAACAUCCCCAAGGUACGGAGGUGAAAGCGAUAACGUACUCUGCGAUGCAAAUUUACCAAAAGCCGCAGCACGAGAAAAACGAAGUGUUUGUUAUAAUUGAUAUUUGAAUAUUAAAUUACGCGCUGACCUUUUUCAACAUUCCUGGAGUGAAAUUUGGA